Molecule: messenger RNA, 4656 nt
Organism: Dendronephthya gigantea
Lineage: Eukaryota; Metazoa; Cnidaria; Anthozoa; Malacalcyonacea; Nephtheidae
Product: S phase cyclin A-associated protein in the endoplasmic reticulum-like
Exons: 32
Coding region: 798-4586 (1262 amino acids)
Source: RefSeq, a predicted model, not a curated record
UCAUACAAACUUGCUGAUUGGUCUGAAACGAAAUCCCUCCUUGUUACUCUCUAUAGCAACCUUAAGCAGCUAUUUACGUUAGUGAAACAAUAUCCCUCACAUUGUAUUAAAUCGUGCAUCACCUUGUUUCGUACAAAACAAACAUGCACAUUUCUAGAAAGCGAAGAUGGAGGCAGGCGCUGUGGCCAACGAUAAGCUGCUCAUAUAUCACAAGUUGAAGUGGGAGAGGAAUUUAUUCGCCAUUUAAACCUUUCCAAGGCAAACAAAGUCCUUGAUAUGGGAAUACUCACGAAAUAUAUCGCUGAUAUUGCUGGCCCUGACGGCGAGGCGCUUGGCGUUGAUCCGGAUGCUGCCAGAAUUAAAAAUCGCAGUUGAGAAUAUAAAGAAAGUAGUAAUCUACAUUUUCAUGUUGGUGAUAGUGUUGCUGGGUUUUCAUAUACGAUGAUCAACCAUAUUAUGAUGCCUAUAUCAGCACUAAUGUAAUCCAUUGGGUACCCAACGACAAGAAAAUAAUUUACAUACAAAAGCAUACAAAUGCUUAAGUCUGAAGGAAAGCUUGCUAUCUCCUGUGGCGAGAACGUGACGUUGAAUGAUGUUAAAAAAUACAUCAGUGAUUUCUAUCAGUUAAACGAAGAGAUAUAUCGUGAUUUGUUUCGAGCGGUCGAUCUUUUCAACACUAUCGUAUUAAACAAAAUUUCCUCGCAAUUUCCGUUCCAGUCAUUUGAAGAGUUCAAGCAUUAGCGCAGGGCUUCAAACCAUCAGAACCUGGAGGAUUUAGAUCCAUCAUAUUCUAAAAAAUGUGUUACCACAGGCCCCAGUCCUUGGCUUGGGCGGUUCGAAAGUUAUCCCCAGGCAAGGGCGCCGCACCAAGUCCGCCGCCUGUUUUUACUGCUGAGAAAACGAAGAACACCGUGAGAAGCUUGGAGUUUGCAGCUGACGGAGAAACGGAUAACAAUAUCAUAUCUUGGGCAGACCGAGUCAAGGGUAAAACAGCGGCUCCCACUGACACUAUGACGAAUGUACAGGCAGACACGCCUGAACGGGCGAAUAAAGUGCAAUGCGUUGUGGAACGAAAUGGCUUUGUUGCGAUACGUGAAGACAACUUAAAGCCCGAGGAAGUGGAAGAGGGUUGGGAGACUGUUUGCUACAAUAAGAAAAACAGAACGCCCGAGAAAUGUGGUGGAGAAAGUAGCGAAGCACGUGAGAUUUCCCAUGAUCGCGUCGCGGUGCCAAAAGUCAAGCGACUUGUUACGGCGAACGGCGAUGUUCAGCUUGUGUCGAAGCGAACAAAUCCGGAGAAAGACAAUGGCUUAAUCGGCGAAAUUGGAGUUUCGGUUGUCGACCAAGGUUCAGGAGUUGUUGAAUGUGGCAAGCCUGUUGAGAAAGAAAGUGAUGUUUCAACACACGAGCAACAAGCGUUGGAUGGGAAUAAAGAGACAAUCGAUGCUGGGAAAAGCUCGCCAAUUAUUCGACGAGAAUCUAUCGAGGAUGAGAAGUUUGUUGAUUUGAAUGAAAAUAGGUCUAUGGAAGACUCAUCUGUCGAUGUAGAAAAAAGCGAUAAAUUUGAAACCUUAAAAGGAUUCCUGAGCCCGCUCAACGUCGACUCCGAUGUCGACACCGACAACGAGGAUGGUUUAACUGCGUCGGAUGUCGAACAUCAAAAGGCGCUGUCGGCCGCCAUCGAACAAGAGGCAGAUCUUUCGAAAGAAUACGAGAAAGAAAGAGAAAUAUUCCUGGCUUCCGCCAUCGAACACAAGGAGAAGCUCGCGAAGGAGAUAGCGGAUCAGGAAGCCUUCGUAAAUGCAAUGAAAGAAGAGGCGGAGGACGAUGAGGAAAUGGCUGAACUGGCAGACGUAAAUGAUGAAAGCAAAGGCGAGAAAUGUGAUGAAGAAAAGAAUCCUCAAGAAUCUUCUACAAAGGAGUUGACCUGGGAAGAGAUGAUUGCCGAAUAUGACGAAAAAAACAAGCGAGAAGGGUCCCCCAGUUGGGGAGAUAUUGUCGAGAUGUCAGAGAGUAGACCGCCUGGACGAGCAGUUCAAAUGCACAAAAAGUUAUCAUCUCCAUCACGAAAAAGAGAUCUUACCGACGGCGUUAAAAAACAAGCCGAGAAACAGGCAAAAGCUCAACAGCUUAGAGAACAACUUCUUGAUGACAAACUUCAACAUUUACAGACACUUUCUGAGAAGGUUGAGAAAGCCCGCGAACUAAAGAUGAUCCUGAUUGUUGAACAAGAACUUCAUUUGAAAGAAAAACAGCGUCGCGCUGAGGAAAAACGUAAAAUCAAGUUGAAUGAGAAAGUUCGAAAGGCCCAGGAGGAAGAGGCGAAGGUGAAUGAAAUUGCAUUUAUUAACACAUUGGAGGCGCAGAAUAAGAAAAUGGAAGUCAUGUCAAGGCACCAGGACCACGAAGCCCGGUUACAAGAUCUUCAAGAGGAGAGGCAAAGAAAACGAGACGAACAACAAGCGAAAGAAACAGCCGCUUAUGAACGACGAAAGCAACUCGAAGCAGAGAGGCAAGCAAGACUUGAAGAAAUGAAACAGAAGAGGCAAGAUCAGGAAGCAAAAUUUCUCCGUGAAAAACAGGAGAAAGAAAAGGCGAGGGAAGAAGCAGCGAAAGAGAAAGCAAGGGAACGUGAGCAACGUCUUGCAGCGAGAAACGAAGCACUGCAAACCGCUGCUGAGCAACUUCAGCUGAAGAUUAAACAAAAGCAACAAGACUCCACGAAACGUCAUGAACAAAUCUUAGAACUUGUCAAAGAGAAAGCCGCAGGAGCAUCACGACAUUCCACUCAAGAUGAGCUGCCUACCGUCACGCCAUAUGAAAGAAAGAAAAUUUGCACAUUGUGCAAUGUUCAGAUUGUGUCGGAAGUGUAUUUGGUGAGUCAUCUACGUGGCAAGAAGCAUCAACUGGCACUGGAAGAAACCCAGAAAGGAAAGAAAACCGAAGACAACGAGACGAUAUCACUGCAGUAUAUCAAGGAUAUUGGACUAGACAGGAUUGACGACAAUGCUAAAGCCAGUGAAGAAAGAAAGUCCGCGUUUAAAAAACGAGCGAAGAAAAUUCGAACAAGAAUGGCUGCGCGGGGAAGAGAGUACGAAGCAACUCUUAGUAGUGUCUCGAAACCACAAGAAUCAAGCAAGAAAUCAAAGCUUCAAAAAGUAAUCAAGGAUCUAGACAGAUAUUUAAAGACGCAAAGCACUGGUCCAUGGGCUGCCAAUAGAGUUGCAGCAUUGGAACGUUCACUUGGAGAGCUUUCUCGAAUGUUAGAAGGGAAGGUUACCGCUGACCAAGUUACUUUCUGUUAUCUUGGUGGAUUGUCUACGCUAUCUCGGAUAUUACUCCUCAUUGAAGCGACCUCGGAUACACAGAAAUCAUUCUUACCUGCCAAAACGUUAUGCAACGUUAUUUCUGUGAUGACGCUGGCCUGUGCUGGUUGUUCAGAAAACUGCUGGUAUCUUUUGCUAAGCAACAAAUUGUCGACUGUGGUAGAUCUGUUAGCCCACCAACUCUCGGCUUUAUGUACUUCCAUUGCUGAGAAGAAAAACGGCGAAAAGGACACAAAUCGUUCCUCAGAUUCAUUCUUGGUCAAUCUGCAACGUUUAUUAUCAACGGUCGUUUACAAUUUGGUAAAACAGGAAAACAAAGACAUAACAUGUUCCCCUGCUGGCCUUGAUCAAAAUGUGGCUUCUCAACGAGUUUCUGACCUGGUCAGUUACAUUGUCUGCAGUGGUAUCGUUGACAAUCUAGAGACAUGCUUUAAUUGUAUUGGUGGACCUAAUGAUAACGAUCAAGUUACAGCGUGUUUUGUCACAGAAUCUUUGGAGACGUUAUGUUCUAUUGCCAGAUAUUAUUCCUUCAGGUUAAACGAUGUUUUCAAUGACAAACGAGAUGACGCCAGUCAGUUCAUGAUCACAGUCAAACACACUGGUUUAGUGGGCGUCAUCAGUUUGCUGUAUGCUGUGUUGCUCAGAGACGGCUUGAAAGUUCCUUCGAAGAUUCCUGAGCAGUUGAGCGAUGAAAUGGACACCAUGGCAACAAGGGGGUUGCGUUUUUUGAAUUUCUUAGCGACGGCAGAUCUCGCACUUGUGCAGAGCUCUCUCGCUUGUGAAGGCGUUUCAUUACAGUUCAGACACAUCGUUGGUCAUACGUUAAGGAUAUGCUCGACUGAAAAUAAUUAUGAAUUAUUACACGAAGUGAUUCUUAUCAUUGGAUAUUUCACCGUUCUUAAUCCAGAUAAUCAGGUCUUUGUUCAGUCAGGAAGACCACCAACGCUACUUCAAAAGUUGUGCUCCCUUCCUUUCCAAUAUUUUAGCAAUCCAAGAUUGCGAAAUAUAUUGUUUCCUACGCUGAUUUGCUCGUGUUAUCAAAACGAACAGAAUAAAGAUAUUUUAGAACAAGAAGUCAGCUGUGCGUUGUUGAAUAAUUACCUGGAAGAUCAAAGUUUAGAUUUUCAACAAGAGAAGUUGAGUAAUAAUUCACAACCAUCUCUUGACGAGAUGUCGAGAAGAAUAUUAUUGUCCCGUCGUUUCCCCGUCAAACACUGGAAGGAAGCUCAGGAAUUUUUACAAAGUCCCAACAAGAAAUAACAGAUGCAUGCUGAGAUAUGAUAUUUUAUAAUAAGAUAUUUGUAUAUUUAACAUAAUUGAUAUUUAUAUA